AUGAAGUUCCCCCUCGUGCUCGAAGGCUCAUGCCACGGCUUCACCACCAAAGAAACGUGCAUGAAGAACCAUUGCGCGUGGUGCGUUUGCGCUGCCGUUCCGUCGUCCUGCUACUCGCCCGAGGAGGCGGAUCAGCUGCCCCCCGCUAUCUUCCAAUGCGACAAAGGGCAGCAUCUUCAGUCCUGGGACCUAACGACGGUUCCGUCGACGUCUUUGGAGCUUAACAGCCUCUUCGAAGCCUGGAAGGGUCUUCACGGCAAGAGCUACGACUCCCCCAUCCAGAACGAGCUCCGUCGCGGUAUCUUCGAAGUGAAUGCGCGCUCUGUGGCCGCUCACAAUAGUAAGAACCAUAAGAGCUUCGUUAUGGAGCUCAACGAGUUCGCAGACACGACGUGGGACGAGUUCCAGAGCUGGUACUUGGGUGCGCCACAGGAAUGUUCGGCCACUGAGACCACCGACGUGGUGUACGGUGAAGUGCCUGUCCAGAAGGACUGGAGAGCUGACGGAGCAGUGUCACCCGUCAAGAACCAGGGCAAGUGCGGCUCGUGCUGGACAUUCUCCACCACGGGAUGUCUAGAGAGCCACGUCAAGCUCAAACACGGCGAGUUUACCAUCCUAUCCGAGCAGAACUUACUGGACUGUGCGCAGAACUUUGACAACCAUGGAUGCAACGGUGGACUGCCGUCGCACGCCUUCGAGUACAUUAAGUACAACGGCGGCUUGGACACCGAAGAAACAUACCCAUAUGAAGCCAAGGAAGGGAAAUGCAAGUUCAACACCUACCACGUUGGUGUUCAGGUGGACCAAGUGGUGAACAUCACGACUCGUAACGAGAACGAGCUGAGGGCCGCUGUGGGGUCCACUGGGCCAGUGAGUAUUGCGUUCCAAGUGGUGUCGGACUUCCGCUUCUACGAGUCCGGAGUAUACGAGUCGAAGGAAUGUCGCUCCGACGAGAAGGACGUGAACCACGCUGUGUUGGCGGUGGGAUAUGGCGUGGAAGACGGUAAGGAUCACUGGAUCGUCAAGAACAGCUGGGGCUCUCAGUGGGGCAUGGACGGCUUCUUCCAGAUCGCUCGUGGCAGCAACAUGUGCGGCGUCGCAGUCUGCGCCUCGUACCCCGUUGUGGUGUAA
Phytophthora infestans T30-4 is the source of this 1131-nucleotide messenger RNA. RefSeq names its product cysteine protease family C01A, putative. Gene Ontology annotation, cellular component: lysosome. The record is from RefSeq and is a predicted model, not a curated record. Gene Ontology annotation, molecular function: cysteine-type endopeptidase activity. NCBI's taxonomy places the organism in Eukaryota, Oomycota, Peronosporomycetes, Peronosporales, Peronosporaceae. The transcript has 3 exons. The coding region runs from base 1 to 1131 and encodes 376 amino acids.